UCUAGUCGGGUAAAAUAUUGCUCACAGCAGCAGCAGACGCUACUUGGCGACGGCUGGUGGAGGGAGGUGCGGCAGUUCGAUUCCAGAACCUACUGUUCAGUGCUAACACCAAACUUGGAUUCAUUUUGUGGAGGACCAAGAAGAAAACCCAAAUGUUGGCUUAAAUGGUAAAAGCCUGAUCUCAUCCUUUUUGUUCCGACCGUCCUGCCAAUUGAGAACACUUCCUGGCAUCUUGUUGAACAGCAAAUACACAAAGGAAAAGCUACUGCACUCCAGAGGCUUUAUUUGAACACCAGCUCAAACAUAUUUGAAGGGAUAUUGUCUCAAGGAGGUCUACAGCAAGGUGUUUCUUGAAUCAUACUCCUGUGUGGACUCGCUGUGACAUGGCAAAGAAAAACAGCCAGAAGGAUACGUCUGGUGUGGUGUUUGACACUCGGUCAAAAAUGGUCAUGUCCCAGGGGGGAACAGCUGAGAGGAUGAAGGAGAAGAUCAGUGCUGUCAGGGCAGUUGUUCCCAACAAAAGCAACAAUGAGAUCGUUCUGGUGUUGCAGCAUUUUGAGAACUGUGUUGACAAGGCCGUUCAAGCCUUCUUAGAAGGCAGUGCAGUCGAGAUACUGAAGGAGUGGAACGUUACUGGAAAAAAGAAGCCGAAGAAGAAAAAGAAGCCCAAGCCCCAGCCUGAGGUUUUAGCAGAACCUGCUACAGCUGAGGCUACUCCACCAGAGGAGAGCAAGGAAGAGCUGAACGGUUUUCAUGCCAAUGGGUCAGUAAUGGAUGGAGAGUCAUUAGAUUCUCUGAGCGAACAGUUGGACUCUGCUUCCCUGGAUGCAGCUGAGCUGGACUCUGAACCUGCUACAUCUGAAACCACCGGUGCAGAAGGAGAAAGUCAAGAUAGCACUCCAAGUCCUGCUUGUCAACAAGAAAUGAGAACUCUCCACCAACCCAGAGGCAAUAAGGACCGACACAGGCUGGGCUCAAAUUCACACCGUCAAACGUCUUUAGCUCUCGGCACUGAAGAGAGACCGCAUGGAUCAUUGGGAAUUAAAAAGAUGGCUUCAAACAUUGACCGUUCUGUGAAGGAUCUGCAGAGGUGCACUGCCUCGCUGUCUCGUUACAGGAUGGUGGUCAAAGAGGAGAUGGACUCCUCAAUCAAGACGAUGAAGCAGACAUUUGCUGAGCUUCAGAGCUGUUUGAUGGACAGAGAAGUGACUCUUCUGGGAGAAAUGGACAAAGUGAAGGCAGAGGCCAUGGUAAUUUUAGAUACCCGUCAGAAACGAGCAGAGGAACUCAGACGGCUGACAGACAAGUCAGCAUCCAUGUCUGAGGAGCAGUUGUCUGAACUGCGUGCAGACAUCAAGCACUUUGUGAGUGAACGUAAAUAUGAUGAGGACCUCGGGAAAGCUUUAAGGUUUACAUUUGAUCUUGAACCUCUGAAGACGAGCAUCUCAGGGUUUGGAUCAGUUUACCAUCCGCGGACAGGCUACUCAAAUCGCUCCCGUUGUAGCUCCACAUCGUCUUCUGUCGCUAGCCCGAGCCUGCUGGAAAACCCUCCACCCAGCCAGCCCCAAACCACCGCCAGUGAAAACCGCCCUCCUCCCACCAAACAGAUUUUCCAAGGCAACCGGCGUACUUUCCAAGGACAAGGUUAUUACUCAAGUGGUCAGCGGUAUAAUGGCGGUUCCUACCAUGACAGAAACGCUGGCCGAGCUAAUUACCGUAACCAGAGUGAUGGUGGUUCCUCUGGUCCAAAAUCGCACAACUCCGGCAGUGUGCGUAAUCCCGCCCACUCUUCCACGUCAUCCUACAACCAAGACCGACAGUCUCAUAACGGGCUGCCCCAAAGGCCUCCGCGGACGCAGUGCCCUUGACAGUGGAAUGCAUUUGCUUAAUCAAGCCCGUUUAUUAACCCUCGCACUCCCGCUACCCUUCCCUGCACCCUUGCCCCUCCCCCCUUACUAACUCCUUCAAUGAAGAAUAGAAUACAAGUUUACAUAGUUUCAUUAGUCAGGCUCUGCCACCUCUGCAUUAGUCCGUUCAUCCUCUAAACUUGAAAUGCUUUCUUUUCUCUAAUUUCUUCUUGAAUGGGCUCUUCAGAGACAUUUGUUCUGAUUUGCUUUAAGGUUGUGGCUACCCCCUUUCAGAGAUCUCAUUCUGUACUGUUUGAUCUCUGGUCAGUGUUUUUCUUUUUUCUCUCCCUCUCUCUCUCUCUCUUCUCAAACUGCUUCUGAAAAACCACUUAAGCAGCCUGGUGUAAAAUUGUUCAGAAAUGAGCACCAUCACCUGCCACAACUCUUGCACUAUUGAAUUUGAUCUGUUUGUGGUCGUUUUUUUUUUUCUUUUUCUUUCUUUUCUUUCUGCUGCAGCUUAGUUGAGAUUUUCACCUAUUAUUAUUAUUAUUAUUAUUAUUUUGGUGUCCCUAAACCAUUUCACUGCCUUCACUGUGUAAAGCACAGUGAAAGUGCAACAGUAGAUCUAACAUUAACAGUUUUUUUUUUCCUCCUGUGUGUCAUGAAGAGACUACACAUGCAAUCAACACAACACUACACUCUCCUUAAUAUUUGCAAAGUAAAUGUAAAACAUAUCAAACUGUAAUUCAGAUUUUUGUAUGGCUGCUACAAACUAAGGAACUGGUUGAUGCUUAGAUGUGGCUGCAUUUGAGAGUAACUGUGACAUUCACAUUGACAAAUGGGGUUAGUGUGUGCAGUUUAAUUUUUGGCUUACUGUCAGUUAUUGUGUAAGUAAGAGGGCUCAUUACCUUUUGUAGAAUAUUGUUAAAUGGUGUCAAAUAUUAAGGCCCACACGAAAAAGGAAAUGCUAUCCACGUGCUGUUUCAUAAGUCUGGACAUCUAGAUAAAUGUGUUUUUCCUCAUGCACGGUUUGCUAUUUUGUUGUAUGUGCACAAGCUUGCCUUUGGUCAGACUUCACGUUUGCCUUUUCAGAAACACAGAUGUCCGCUUCAUGACGGCUUUCUAAGCAUGUGGUACUUAUAGCGCAGACACGUGCUUUAUACACAUUAGCAAAAAUAAGGUGCGAGAUGUUCCCCUUUUUCUUUAUAAUCUCGUCUGUGAAAGUAACGAUCAAAGUGACAGCUGCGUUGUCACGGUUGAUUUCAGAUGUUUUUUUUCAGCAGACUGACAGGCUGCUGUCGGGGUUGCGUCUCUGUCGAGUCCACAGUAUGUGAACAAAACACAGGCGAGUACCUCAUUGCUGUUCCUUUGACGUGGCCUCUUUGUGACCAGUCGGUUCUAGACUCCUUGGUGAGUUGUCUUCUGUAGUUAUGUAUAUACGUGGAGCUGUGAGGCUAUCAUGUAAAAACAGUCAUGACAUUAUUGCUGCAUCUUCAUAGCGUGUUGUCCUUUCUCAAGUAGACUAUUAGGGGAGGAAAUCUUUUUUUUUUCUUCUUCUUCUCCAUUUUCUGCCCCUUUUGUGUCCCAUCAUGUAGAAAAUGAUAGUUUGAGACCUGAAAGCUUUUUUUUUUUUUUUUUUUUUAGUAAUUUUCCCCACACAGUUUGUGGAUAUUCUGGAAAAUGGAAGAUGUAAUAUGUAGUAAAUCUAUGCUGUAGAUCAGAUGUAGGUCAGGUAAUUUGGUUAUCUCUUGACUUACAGAGGUGGUACGCUGUAAUAAUAAUAAUCUUUUUAUUGACUAGUCAUUGAGGAAGUUGUGCAGAAUUUUGUCACCUCUUUCUCUGUGGUGUAUUUGAUGGGUGUCGUUAGCUACAGGCCACAAAAAUAGUCACACACCUCAGCUUUUAGAGGCGCUUGUGUGAUCAAGACUUAAGUAGCGUUUUGCUAUUUAACCCGCCAACAUUCCAUAUGGUAGGAAUAUUCAGUUAUCGCCAAAGAAAUUAUUUUUGUCCUGUUUUAAGGUUGCUCUCCCCCCCCCCCCCCCUCCUUUUUUCCCCCCCUAUCUUUCCUCUGCCUGUAAAGAAUUCCAAAGGGAAUAAGUUCACACUUGCGCAUUCUCCUUCUUGCUUCGCUUUAUUUUCUGGUUCCUACUGUGUAUGCAUGUCUGUAGUUAUGUAAUUUUGUGCUCACUUGGGGCAUUUUGGAAGUGAUAUUCAUGUUAGGCGUACUUAUUCUUUAAAGGUUAGAACUUUUAGUUCACUCAUUCUUCCAGUAGACUUUGUGUCCUUGAGACGACUGUAAACUCAAGUGCCUUCUCUCGUGUCCCUCUGAGUUAUUGACAUCUUUCCACCAGACUAUGGACCAAAGACAUUGACCGUCCUGCAUAGCCCCGCCCCGUUUUUCCUCCCACUCACUGAAUGGCACACUUCAUUUACUAUGAAUAAAAAAAAAAAAAAAAAAAAAUCCAUUUUGCAAGAGUGA
Molecule: messenger RNA, 4326 nt
Organism: Thalassophryne amazonica
Lineage: Eukaryota; Metazoa; Chordata; Actinopteri; Batrachoidiformes; Batrachoididae
Gene: spats2
Product: spermatogenesis associated serine rich 2
Exons: 13
Coding region: 384-1868 (494 amino acids)
Cellular component (GO): cytoplasm
Molecular function (GO): protein binding
Source: RefSeq, a predicted model, not a curated record